Messenger RNA from Sycon ciliatum, 1540 nucleotides. RefSeq lists its product as uncharacterized. NCBI's taxonomy places the organism in Eukaryota, Metazoa, Porifera, Calcarea, Leucosolenida, Sycettidae. Bases 247 to 834 code for a protein of 195 amino acids. The record is from RefSeq and is a predicted model, not a curated record. The transcript is spliced from 5 exons.
CCUACGACUCGACUCUGUGUGCAUCUCCAUGUGUUUUGCAAAACAUGGAAUCGUGCUCUUAGUCUUAGCGCUCGCAGCCUGCAGCGUGGCCCAACGGAAACGCACUUUCUACCGCUAUCUUCUGUCAAUGUCAUUUGUCCCCAGGUGAGAGAUAAAGGAUUUGGAAACGACUCCAGUGGUCACCCACGCAGAGAGCACUUCAAUCAGCAUAGAGUCGAUUCGAUCUGGAAAGGGAAACAGCAAAAGAUGGAGCGAAAUAUCCCGCGACUGGUCCUGCUGUCCAUUCUCCUGGCGGCCACAGUGGUGUUCUCAGUGGCAAUCAAUCUCAGUCCGAAAUGGAUUUCGGUGGAUUUGAAAGAUCCGGAAAUCGGUGAUGGCCACGCAGACUUCGGACUAUGGAAAGUGUGCGUACGCGCCAACCAUUCCAGGAGUUGCAGCCGCUAUUCAGAUACAGUCGGCCUUGAUGACCUAUCCAACACUCUGCGGGCAUCUCAGGCAUUCGCAGUGAUCGGCGUGCUAUUGGCAGGGACGGCAGCAAUCGCAUCUGUACUGCUCGAACUGCACAUGCACUGCCUACUCGUGCGGCCGUGCUUGGUCACUCCACGAGUAUUACUGAUCUUCACUGGUUUCUCGCAGGUGUUGUGUGCGGGCGCAUUCACGUUGCACUACCGGGAGAGCUACGCCGACGUAGGCAAGCUCAGCGCUAUGUACGUUCUAUGCUGGUUCACCAUGGUUACGGCCCUGCUGACGGCCGCUAUAGCGCACGUCCAUCACAGUCCGCUGGAUCAAAUGCAGGAUUUCAGCCCAGAACGAUUGGAAAACUUGCCUGUUUGAAAGAUGGCCCUGAUGUUCUGUUCGUGUUCUUGAUGUAGUACUGCCCAUUGAUCAUCUGGUGUGCACAAAAACAAGCAUUUACUUCAUUUUAUCAUACUUUCCAAACUUGAUACGAAACCUAGAGAUGUUCCGAAAUUUCAGGAUUUCUGAUUUUUUUGUUUUGUUUUUAACGCAUUCACCAACGGUUGCGGCAAGCGGCAGUGCAUUCACUUCCAGCACUUGGGUUCUCCCCUGAUUUGAUAUGAAUGAUACCGUUGCUUAUGCUAUGUAAUGAGCCCGUAGUUAUUAUGUCAACCAAUGAGUUACACGUCAGUGUAUAGUAAUGACGUAACCCGAAUUGUGAUCGUCUUGAUUGACGCUUAUCAGUCGGUCUUCGACUUGGUUGUUGUCAUUGUCUUCCGUUCCGAAAUUCAUGUGGUCAAUAGCCUUGUGCCGCUCAAGCAACGCCUCAAUACUCCACUCAAUCUCUUAUAUUAUAAUUAUUAGAAUCGAUGCUAAUCUGCUCGGAUGCAUGCAAAAUUGCUUCUGAAUUAUGAUAUUUCAGCUGUAGACGGUCGUUUUCUUCUUCUAACGCAGAGCAAGCAUCACGGGUCACUUAAUAACUACUCCUUCCGUUCUAUCCUUGAAUACCACAAUUACCACCGUACCAAUUUACAUGUCGACAAUGAAUACUUAUACGUAUUCAGUCCAUCACGUUUCUGAAGUA